Molecule: messenger RNA, 2788 nt
Organism: Patiria miniata (bat star)
Lineage: Eukaryota; Metazoa; Echinodermata; Asteroidea; Valvatida; Asterinidae
Product: transmembrane protein 8B-like
Exons: 12
Coding region: 138-2576 (812 amino acids)
Cellular component (GO): plasma membrane
Source: RefSeq, a predicted model, not a curated record
CGCGCACCGUAGCGCGCCGCGCCGGCAUAUGAUGCGGAAUCUGUUCCAUGCAUAUCAUCAGCAGAUGUACAUCUGUAUCAAUCAUACGGAAAAGCCCAGCAUUUUAGGCACAUUUUGUGUUCCAUUUCAGGAUUGUGAUGUCGACCCGACAUGGACCAUAUUCUUCACUGUUUGUCAUAUUUUUGUUAUCGCUGUUUCAAGUCAUAAACGGAGAGACUGGUUAUGGAGAACAGCUGUUUGGGUCAUUUCGUCUGCGUCAGUACGGGUCGUAUGGCGACGUGACGCUGUUUCAUGUUGUCAUCCCUCCACACUGUACGCGAGCUAUGUGGGAUGUGGUAGUACUGAAGAUCCGAGAGGAAUGCCCGAAGACUGAAGUCAACAUAGCCAUCCAGGCUGGGAGCCUUCCCUUGCCCAACCCUUACAACACCAGUUUCCCACUGCACACCAACACCCAGAGCCGACGCAAUCUCAACCUGAUCACCAUGAUGUCCAACCAGCCAGUCAGAUUCACUGUUGGGACUCCGUCGGCCGGGGGUUGGUACAUGGCGUCGUUCCUGCCCAAGAGCAAGGACAACAAGAUCGAGCAGCAGGGUUUAGGGAGUGAGCCGUGCUACUACUACAUGCAAAUGGGCGUGUCUUACUGGCAGGAACAAGAUGUCCAAUCUCUCAGCACACACUCACGAACGACAGUCCAGCUGUCGUCGGAAACAAAUGAGACAACGGCCUUCUACAGGUUCUACGUUUCACCUUUGACCAAAACCCUGACCUUCUCCUAUCAAGAUUGCCAGGUCGGGUCAGAGGUCAAUGGAACUGAGGUCAACGAAACCUGCCCUGUAGAGUUCAGAGCCAGGGCCAACGGUCUGCCCAAUGUGAGAUACUCGCCGCCGGUACUCUGCGACUUCAACGCUUCGUGUUCGUUACAAAUCGGGGAACCGCUGGCAGACACCUGGUACUACGUCCGUAUAGAUUUGUUGUCGUUGGACGGACCGUCUAUGGUGAACUUGAGUUUCGGAGUUGCGGAACAGAAGUGCUCAGAGGAAAACGUCCAAUUUCACAGCGUGUCCCACGAGAACAUGAAUUUCCAAACUUUGCUAGUGAGCCCGAAUUCCAGCCUCACUUACUCCCAGUGGAACAGUUCCGAUAACCCCUCAGCGUCCCUUCAUCCAGCCUCCGACGAAAGCGACCCCGAACUGGACCCCUACUACCCUCCCGAAACGUUGGCUUCCUUGCCCCCUUCGGACUAUCUGCCCAUGACUUCCCAGAAUCCUUUUGUAUCCCCAGCCUGGUGCCCCCCGAUUGUACCCUUGUCCUCGGUUCAGUACGGGGGCGCCAAUCCCUUCAAGAGGUUCAUCCAGAACACCCCUAUCAUGCCUAACACCACCGACGGCGUGAUGGUUCCUCCUGAGGUCCCGGUCAUCGCGAGCUUUGAGUUGGAUCUGCUGCAGGACAUCGGAGGCAACUUGGUGAUCAAAGCGAACAUCAACGAGAACAUGGAAUAUGAGGAACAAGCUUCCAUCACCCUCUGUCUGCGUCGGGGCGCUAUACCACCCCUCAACGGGACACAGAUAUCCUGCGAUCCAAAUUACAGCGUGACAUUUACCAAGGAGACUGCCUUGUUUACAUUUCCCUGGAUCGUACCAUUCCCUGCACCAGGGGUGUGGUACCUGUCAUUAGAGUCACAGUGCAAGUCCAACGCAAGCAAACUGGAGCCUUGUAUUGACACUACCUAUGUCGGUCUGGACAUCGGUAUGUUUGGCUGUAUUGAUGGCUGCGGUGAAUAUGGCAAAUGCCACAGCUCCAUUGACAUGGGCAUUAUAUACUACUACUGCGCAUGCAAACGAGGAUAUCGAGGCUGGGCUUGCACGGAUGAUUCCGAGGCGUGGUCGCAAGCCUACUUCCUGAGCAGGCUCCUACUGCUCACGCUCAGUAACACCUUCUUCAUCUUUCCGUGCCUGCUGGCCCUGAAGCGCCGCCAUUUUGUUCCGGCCAUCGCGUACUUUUGUACGCUGAUCUUUUCGUCGUUCUACCAUUCCUGUGACUCUGGUAGUCUGUGCAUCAUGUCCUUCAACACCUUGCAGUUCUGCGAUUUCUUCGCGGCGUUCAUGGCCAUCUUCCUGACCUUGAUCACCAUGGCCAAACUGCCGGCGCCGCUCAAACAAUCACUGGAGAUACUAGGUGCAUUUGGCAUGGCCUUGGGAACCACCUACAACCGGUUCAGCUUAUGGGCUGCUGCCGUUCCAGUGGGUGUAGGGCUGACCGUCCUGCUUAUAUCAUGGUCACGUCGUUGGUAUAAGCGUCGGCGUUGCUACCCAACCACCAAGUGGCGCUGGCUGCUCUUCAUCCUGCCCGGCGCCGCCGUCAUCAUCACCGGUCUCUGCCUCUUCGCCUUCCUGGAGACCAGCGACAACUACCAGUACGUGCACAGCGCCUGGCACGUGGCCAUGGCCAUCGGCGUGCUGUUCCUGCUGCCGCCCCGAGAAAGUAAUGAUAAGCAACACUACACUCACAUGUCCGAACUGGUCGACAUAAACACACUGAACUCGGAGCUAGUCAUGCACGAUGACCCCGGCUACUGACCCCCUGAACUUUGACCUUUGAAUCUGACCUCUGACUUCGUUCAGGACGGCCUUACAAACCCGACGCUUAUUGAAAGAGGGAAAAACGGGAACUAAUGUGUGCCUGCAUUGUAAAUAUGUAAAGCAAUUGUGAAAGAAAAAGUAGAGAUGUACAAUUUACUCAGUUUAAUUUUAGACGCAAUGAUGUACUUAAUUUUCUUUCUUUUUUUAAA